Messenger RNA from Zingiber officinale, 876 nucleotides. RefSeq lists its product as uncharacterized. The record is from RefSeq and is a predicted model, not a curated record. Lineage: Eukaryota; Viridiplantae; Streptophyta; Magnoliopsida; Zingiberales; Zingiberaceae. The coding region runs from base 1 to 876 and encodes 291 amino acids. The transcript is spliced from 3 exons.
AUGGUGCAAUUAACAUUGGUUGCAGCUGCUAAGGAUGUGCCUUCGAUUUGGCAAUUCUUUUCUUAUUUGACUUCCAUUGUAAACUUUGUCACCUCGUCUCCUAAACGUCUUAGUGAUUUACAACCUACUCAACAAGAAGAGAUUGCAUAUAUGUUGGCUAUUGCAACUUGUAAGAUCCUUGGAAAUCUCAGUGAAAAUGGGCCAAAUGGUACAAUACGUGGGGAAGCUUGUGGUUUAUGCAACAUAAUUAUGAAUUUUGAAUUUGUAUUUGUGUUUCUUUUGAUGGAAAAUAUCUUAGAAACCAUUGACAUUCUUUGUCAAGCUCUACAAAAUAAAUCACAAGACAUUGUGAAUGCUUUAAAAUUUAUCUCAACCACAAAAGUUAUCCUUCUAAAAUUUAGAGAAGAUGGUUGGAAUGAAUUUUUUGAGAAAGUAAAGACUUUUUGUGAACGACAUAAUAUUGAGAUGCCUGAUAUGAGCUAUGGUUAUAAAGUUAAUCGUUAUUAUCAACAACGGGAUCAUGUCACAGUUGAGCAUCAUUAUCACUAUGAUAUUUUUAAUGCUGCAAUAGAUUUUCAAGUGAUGGAACUAAAUUGUAGAUUUAGUGAGGCAAUAAUGGAACUUCUUGCUCUUUUUUCAGCUUUGGAUCCUAUUGAUUUAUUUAAAAAAUUUAAUAUGGGCGGUAUUUGCAAGCUUGCAUCAAAAUUUUAUCCUGCUGAUUUUACUCAACAAGAAAUUCAUGCUUUGAGAGUUGAAUUGGAACACUAUCAACUUGACAUAGUUUGUGAUCGUGAGUUUCAACAAAUUUCUACUCUUUCUGCAUUAUAUAGAGAAAUGAUUGUGACCAAAAAGGCUAAGAGUUAUGUUAUGAUUUAG